CCGAGGCUUGUACCUGCUCAAAUUUUGGCAGAAAGCACUGGUGCGGGCUUGCGAAGCGCACUACAGGAUGCACGCUUUCGCGACCACGUUGCUUCGAAAAGUUGCCUUAGGGAGGGCACUUCAUCUUCGGCAAUGGUGUUCCAGGCAACUGUCGCCAACGGCGCAUAAACUGACUUCAAGCUACUACUUUGAGCCACACACGUGCACUUUGAUGGGCAACACCUUCGGAGAUAUGAUCAACAGGGCGGCUGCGCAGUGGGGAGGAGAUGUUGGCUGGAUAUUCUCCAAGGAAUGCAAACACAUAACGUACGGAGAAUACAAGAACGACGUGGACAAGGCUUGCAGAGGUCUCUUAGCAGCUGGGCUUCAGAAGGGAAAUCCUGUGGCCCUAUGCUCUCCUAACACAUAUCACUGGUUAGUGAUGUACGGGGCACUGGCUAAAUCUGGGAUAGUCUCGGCAUGUAUUCACCCGUCAUGCACACCUAGCGAACUUGAAACGUGCCUCAAGAAGGCCGACUGCGCAGGAAUAUAUGUUCCGGAGUCCUUCGAGACGAUAAAGUAUUAUCAGCUGUUAAACGAUAUGAUUCCCGAGCUAAAGAAUUCGCCACCUGGUCAGCUGAGGUCCAAGAGGGGCUGCAUAAACCUUCGUGACAUAUUUGACGGCGGCAGCUCGGACAUAGUGGAAGUCGAAAAGAAUGUUAGCUUCGACGAUCCUCUGACAAUCAUUUUUACUUCGGGGACAACGGGGACACCGAAGGCCGCGGCGAUCUCUCAUCAUGGCUUCGUGAAUAACGUCGUGGCGUACCAUUACAGAAACCCGUUCGAUAGGUGCGCAGUGACUAUGGGCGGAACAGUUUGCACAACGGACUCCAGGAAGUUGGUGGGAGAGAAGUACAACGCCGCCGUUGUGGUGGGCUAUGGCGCUACAGAGACGUCCACAGUGGCGUGCGUGGCUGCGUAUACAGACCCAGAAGUAAAGAAAAUGACGACGGUUGGCAAGCCAUUACCGUUUACAGAGGCGAAAAUUGCUGAUCCUUUGACGGGUAAGGAAACUUCAAUCAAUGAGCCAGGGGAAGUGUGGAUUAGAGGCCACAAUGUUUUCUUGGGCUAUUAUGGCGAAGAAGCGAAGACGCGAGAAGUCAUCACUCCAGCGCGGUGGUAUAAGACUGGUGACAUAGGUACCAUGGAUGAAGACGGCUACGUCACCAUCACAGGCCGCUCGAAAGACGUGGUGAUCAGAGGUGGAGAGAAUGUCUACCCAGUCGAGGUGGAAGGAGUCCUCAAUGGUCAUCCUGAUGUACAUGAGGCUUUUGUACUAGGCGUGCCGAACGAACGAAUGGGCGAAGAGCUGUGUGCGUGGAUUGUGCCCAAGGAAAGCUCCAAUAUCAAGGACGAAGAGCUUCGGGAGCAUUGUAAAGGGAAGAUAAGUCGAUUUAAAACACCAAAGUACUUCGUCCACGAAAGAGAGUACCCGAAGACGUCGAUAGGGAAGCCUAAGAAGCAAGAAAUGCGUACAUUGGCAGUGAAGAAACUGGGUCUAUAAAGGCUCCUACAGACAGUUCCUUUGGCUUGACUUCGCUGAACUGCAUCAUCCUCAUUCAUCAUUUAAAAAUAUUCUUCAAGCUUUCGCUCUGGCGAUGUACCAAAUAAAAAGAAUGCCAUUUUGGUUAAA
Molecule: messenger RNA, 1672 nt
Organism: Ornithodoros turicata
Lineage: Eukaryota; Metazoa; Arthropoda; Arachnida; Ixodida; Argasidae
Product: medium-chain acyl-CoA ligase ACSF2, mitochondrial-like
Exons: 13
Coding region: 68-1543 (491 amino acids)
Biological process (GO): fatty acid metabolic process
Molecular function (GO): medium-chain fatty acid-CoA ligase activity
Source: RefSeq, a predicted model, not a curated record